AUGCAUAAAAUUUCACGCUUUUUCUCGAUAUUAUUUUUCGUUUUUCUUGUCCAACUUGUCAAGCCAAAUCGAAAUGAAACUCCUGUUGAUCAAGUGUUGAAAACGACUCCAGCUAAGGGAUCCUUCACUAGCUUCUUCUACUGGUGGUUCUAUUUUUCGUCUCCAGAACGGCGUAGAUUACGCGAUGCUCAGCAAAGACUGGAAGAACUUUUGCAUCCUCAAGAUGAACUUGAGAAGCGACAAAGUGUGAUCUUGGAAAAGUUGAUGGAAGAACAUAAACGAUUUAAGGAAGAAGCAGAACGAGAGGCUGAGAGGGAGAGAUUGGCUUAUGAGUAUCAAAGUGAGUUUUUUGAUGUUUUAGAAAUUUUAGGUAAUAACAUAAAUUUUUUGUCAAAAUAUUAGGUUGAAGGCUAAAUUCUCUAGCUUUUAAAGUACUUAUAAAGUAUUUUUAAACUUUUGGCAUAAAAAAGAGCUUCAGCCAGAAAGUGAUAUUUACUGUAGAGACAUAAUAUGUUAUUGUUGGUUUAUAAGGACAAUAUUUCUCGGCGAUAAAUGCAAAUUUGUUUUAGAAGGUCAAGGGAAGAAAGAAUAUUAA
Messenger RNA from Bursaphelenchus okinawaensis, 595 nucleotides. The record is from the annotation of a GenBank genome assembly. Lineage: Eukaryota; Metazoa; Nematoda; Chromadorea; Rhabditida; Aphelenchoididae.